GAGGAGGAGGAGGGGGGAGGAGGAGGAGGGGGAGGAGGAGGAGGAGGGAGUCAGUUGAGGAGAAAGUUCACAGUUUGCCGGACGGACAGUCAACACCAUGGAGGCCAAAGGGAGAGUUUGUUCAGCCGGACAGAACCAGCAGCUCCAGGAGUCCUCAGACUCGGACUCGGAGGGAGGUGAACCGGUUCGGGUGGCCUCAUACGGUAUCGGACUGUCCACCUCCACCGCCUGCGGCUCCUUCCAGGUGAUCCACAGCGGACACUUCAUGGUGUCUUCCCCUCACAGUGACUCUGCUGCCCGCAGGAGGAAGAGCGGCGGCGGCUCCACGAGGCUGGACUUCGACACGGAGAACCGGACCUGGUGUCAGACGUACCGGUUCGGUCCGCUGAGCUCCGGGAGUCUGAGCAUCGACCCAACUCUGACCCGCCUCUUCGACUGCAUGUCCCUGGCCUACAGCGGUAAGAUCGUCUCUCCUAAGUGGAAGUCUUUUAAGGGUCUGCGGUUGCUGUGGAGAGAUAAGAUCCGUCUGAACAAUGCCAUCUGGAGAGCUUGGUACAUUCAGUAUGUGGAGAAGAGGAAGAACCCGGUGUGUGGGUUUGUCACACCGCUGGAGGGCUCGGAGGCCGAUGCACAUCGGAAACCUGAAGCGAUUGUAUUAGAGGGCAGCUACUGGAAGCGAAGGAUUGAGGUGGUGAUCAAGGAGUAUCACAAGUGGAGGAUUUACUAUAAGAAGAGGCUGCAGAACAAGAAGGAUGAUAUUCUAUCGAUGCUACAAGAGGGUCAGAUCUGCCAGGCCAAGCUGGAGAAAUGGUCCAAUCAGAUGUACCACCAGGAGCCUGAGGCUGAGCCGACGGAGGUCCACAUGUUUGACCUGGACUGCCUCCUGUCCGACAUCUCCGACACCCUGUUCACCAUGACGCAGAAGCCGUGCCCCUGGGCCAGCGACCGACACGACACAUACACGAGCAAUGCUGAUAUAAUCCAGCCAGGCCUGACUCCACUGCAGCCCAACCUGGAUGAUUUCAUGGAUAUACCAGAUAUCUUUAUGAACUACCGGGGCCAGCCCACUGAGCAGACUGGUUUUGCUGACUGUGGCUAUUUUGAGAGCUCACCCAGCACAGCGUUUGCUCCUCUUCCCUCCCCCGUGGUAACAGCUCCUCAGCUCCUUAUCGACACCCAGCUGGCUCAGCCCAAUCUGUCAUCUGACAAUUUGCCGUCCUCAUCCAAUACCCGGCCAGACCAGACCAGGCCGAGCCAGGACUGCGGUGCAUACCACACGUCUAGCAUCAUAUCAGGCGCCAUGCCCUACGGACAUCAGUCUUACAAUGAUCCACCUGUGUCUAUAGCGUUCACCACCAGCAUCGAGCAGCCGGCCUGUUCAAGUAUCCCCUUCCUGUACUCGCUGCCGUGCCACAAGUUCGGUUACUACACGACGACCAGCGUGACCCCCACCGUCAUCACUCACACCGCCUCCACCGUGGGGACCCACGGCUCUGUGCACCAGGCUCACGGCUACCCUCACACCGGGGACACAUACCCCCAGUCUCCCUGCCACUCUCUCAGUUACCCGGCCGCCGUGUCCGACCCGGUCCACGCGGCGCUGCCCUCUGUCACCGCGGCCCACUGCUUCUCGGUCCCGGAGCAGGUGGUCGUUGCGGGGGUCAGAGGAAAGCACAAGCAAAAGACUGGGGGAGCGAGGACAGUUGGUCCCUCUGUGGCUCCGUCUGGGCCCCCGCCUACUGCACCCACACCAACCAGCUGCCUGGCUAAGCUGCUCUCCUCCAGCGCCCGCGAACGGAAGCCAUCACUAGGAUUUGAUACUAGUCUAGUGACAGCCAAAGGUCAGAGGUCAUCAUCUCCCAGCUCCUCGUCAAGCAGCACCGCGCAUGUCGGAGGAGCUUCGUCUCAGCUGCAGCACGGAGCCGGUUGGCCUGCAGGCAUCCCAGUGUUGACACCUCUGCACAGCCAGAGCGCCACCCUGGGUCACAGCGGACCCCACGCCAGCACCUCCAGAGGCUCGGCGGUGUCUGCCCUGCUCAGCCACGGCUCCACGCACACCGGCACGACCCUCCUCAUUCCCAAGACUGAGGAACUGUCUCCGGUCCAGCUCUACGGCACGGACAGGAGCAGCCUGACAGUUCAUUUCCCAGGACAUCCAGGCCAAACGUCCCCACCAAACCCUUUAGAUAAAGCCUCCAACCCCGAGUCCCCACACUCAUGUUUCUCAGGCCACGGAAAGAUAGAAUCAAGUAAGCAAACAGAGACCAGGAGGAUAACUCACAUCUCGGCUGAGCAGAAGAGGCGCUUCAACAUCAAACUGGGUUUUGACACGUUACAUAACCUUGUGACAACGCUCAGCUCUCAGCCAAGCAUAAAGAUCAGCAAAGCCACCACGCUGCAGAAGACUGCCGAGUACAUCAGUAAGAUGCAGCAGGAGAGAGCUCAGCUGCACGACGAGGCUCAGAGACUCAGAGAGGAGAUCCAGCUCCUGAACUCUGCCAUCAACGCGUGCCAGCAGCAGCUCCCAGCCACCGGCGUGCCCAUCACACGGCAGCGCUUUGACCACAUGAGGCAGAAGUUCCGGGAGUACGUCCAGGCCCAGACGCUGCGGAACUGGAAGUUCUGGAUCUUCAGUAUCAUCAUCGAGCCGCUGUUUGAGUCCUAUAAUGCAAUGGUGUCCACUGCCAGUGUGGAGGACCUGUGUCGAUCCACUCUGUCCUGGCUGGACCAGCACUGCUCCCUGCCUGCCCUGAGACCCAUGGUUCUGAGUUCACUCCGUCUCCUGAGCACCACCACGGCCAUCCUGACAGACCCCAGCCUGCUGCCGGAGCAGGCCACCCUCGCCGUCACCCAGGGCGACCCCGCCGCUGCCCUGGACCACUCCUUACAGCCCGCCGCUCAGGACAAUACACACCCCAUGUGACCGUGAAGAACAGACUCAGUGGAAACCUAUCCGGAAUCCACCACAAUGCACCGGAGGACACCAUCAUCCCCGAGACUUUUAAUAAUGCAUAACCACAUUCCAAUAACACUCACCAGCUGCAAAAAGAAUGUAUUCCAGUAUGUGAUCUAUGCUUAAGUUCUGAUAAAAGCAUAACAUACUUGUACUAUACACUACACAUUAUUUCUCAGCCUCUUUGAUAAAGCAGAAGUUCAGAUGUCA
Sebastes umbrosus (honeycomb rockfish) is the source of this 3163-nucleotide messenger RNA. RefSeq names its product carbohydrate-responsive element-binding protein. The record is from RefSeq and is a predicted model, not a curated record. Gene Ontology annotation, molecular function: protein dimerization activity; RNA polymerase II cis-regulatory region sequence-specific DNA binding; DNA-binding transcription factor activity, RNA polymerase II-specific. The transcript has 17 exons. Gene Ontology annotation, biological process: regulation of transcription by RNA polymerase II. NCBI's taxonomy places the organism in Eukaryota, Metazoa, Chordata, Actinopteri, Perciformes, Sebastidae. The coding region runs from base 98 to 2923 and encodes 941 amino acids. Gene Ontology annotation, cellular component: nucleus.